AUGGCGGCCGCAGCGCCGACGGGUACGGCGAACUGGUCCGCCGGAAAUGCGCGAUUCGACAAGCAGGCGGCUGCCUGGGACAGCAAGCCCGAGACGAUCGAGUCCUCACAAGCAGCGUACCAAGCUCUGCUCAAGCACGUGCCCCCACUUUCGGAUCCAAGCGAAGCGUCCAGCUGGUCUGUCCUUGAAAUUGGCUGCGGUACGGGCCUGCUCUCGCUACAAAUCGCACCACACGUAAACGAGCUGGUGGGCGUCGAUACGUCGCAAGGCAUGAUCGACAUGCUCACCGCCAAAGCGCUGCGCGACGGACUCGCACAGAGCGGCAAAGUUACAGCGAUCAAGGUCCUCCUUGAGGACGCCGAUGACCCCGUGCUGCAGGGAAAGAGAUUCCAGCUCGUCAUCUCUCACCUCGUCUUCCACCACAUCCCACGCAUGAAGGACACCAUCGCCGUCAUGGCGCGCGCCCUCGCACCGGGGGGGAUGCUGAUCAUUUCCGACUUUGAGGAUGACGGCCCGCACGCUCGGCGCUUCCACCCGAAGGACAAGCACGGCGGUGUCGAGAGGCACGGGCUGCUGCGCGCCGAAAUGCUGCAGCUGCUGGGCGACGAAGCGCAGCGGUCCGGGCUCAAGGACGUCAGGGUGUUUGAGAGUUUUGCGCUAGAGAAAAUGACCGCGCAGGAGGAUGGCCGCGCCAACAAGGAGAGGUAUCCGUUCAUAUUUUGCAUGGCCACAAAAGGAUAA
Tilletiaria anomala UBC 951 is the source of this 741-nucleotide messenger RNA. RefSeq names its product S-adenosyl-L-methionine-dependent methyltransferase. The record is from RefSeq and is a predicted model, not a curated record. NCBI's taxonomy places the organism in Eukaryota, Fungi, Basidiomycota, Exobasidiomycetes, Georgefischeriales, Tilletiariaceae. Gene Ontology annotation, molecular function: S-adenosylmethionine-dependent methyltransferase activity. The coding region runs from base 1 to 741 and encodes 246 amino acids. The transcript is spliced from 2 exons.